Dibothriocephalus latus is the source of this 780-nucleotide messenger RNA. Lineage: Eukaryota; Metazoa; Platyhelminthes; Cestoda; Diphyllobothriidea; Diphyllobothriidae. The record is from the annotation of a GenBank genome assembly.
AUGCUCAAAAUUACGAAUUAUCCCAUUACCAGGGAGAAACAGCGGCUCACCGCCUACCUGCUUCUGGUCUUCUUUGGCAGUUUCGUUGAGACAUUGCCUGAAUUGCUGUUAGCAAAUCCUCACACAGAGGAUUGCGCCUGUGCUGCGCUGCCCAAGAACUUUGCCGUCCUAACAGUGUUGUAUGCGCAUUCUUUUCUCUGGGUCGGCAUCCUCGGACUCACUUAUCCCGCCAUUCUCGUCCACAUCUGCAUUGCUUUGGUUCUACGACUGGGAAGAACAGAGCGUGGUGGUUUUGCUGAUGAUAUUGACGAACUCUAUUUUCUGAAACCAGCAUGCACGACUAUCACCACCACAUCUGCACCUCCAGUGGCCACCUCGACAAACCCUAAACGAAGUGGUGCUGGAAUCCUUGCAAAAUCGGAUAAUAGGUCUGCUUCGCAUGUCUGCUCAGCCUCCUUUUGCACCCUACCGCUGACUGCUGCCUACAUAGUAGGCACGGCAUUUGAUUCGGUUCAGAAACUGUUGAGUGCUGCUGGUGUUAUCAUCUACAAGCUGUGCAGUUCAGCUCACCAGUUCAGUGUAAUAUUGAUGAACCUGUUUAGCACGCCGAUGCCAUUAAUCCUCCUUUUCCACAUUCCAGCGAUGCGGUCACUAUUCUUCGUUGCAAUUGCGUUCAUACAAAAAAUGAUCUGCAAGAUCAAAGCGAUGAAGACUGGUGACCUCCCUCAAUCAGACUCAAGUUCGCCAUUGGAGGACGUUCCAAACGAUUUGAGUAGCUAA